AUGAAGCCGGGGGUGGAUCGGAUGUUCGCAAUCACUCGUGGUUGGGAUGGCGCAACCGGUUUGACGCCAACUACCACUAUUGUGCCAGAGGUCGACUGCGCCCUCUCCAAGUCCGACUUUUCGUCGUACUUGGCCGCCGUCAAACGCGGCCUGGGUGCGGUGGGGGGGGGGGACCAGGCCACAGCAGUCGUGCUCGGACCCGUCACCUUUGUUCGUUUCUGCACAUAUGGUGCCACUGGACAAGAAGACAUUUCCCGCUUCAACCUGUUGACGAAGAUCCUGCCUCUGUACCAGAUUGCGACCUUAGGAGUCAAGAAAGUGCAGAUCCACGAGCCGGCCUUUGUCCUGGCAGAGGAUAAGCUUUUGUCGUUGUUCCAGCAAGCGUAUCCCAGCAUUCUGACCGGAGCAGUUGGCGUCAGCAUUGUCAUGGUCACUUACUUUGAGGGCAUUGGCUCGGAAAAGAGCUGGAAGUGGCGGAUGGGUCUGAAGGAGAUCUCCAAGGUUUCGUUGGAUUUUAUCCGUGGCGACAACUUGCAGCUUUUGAAGGCUGCAGGCUUCCCAAAGACCAAGACGCUCGGCGCCGGGUUGAUCUACAGCCGAAGUAUCUGGAAGAUGCUCCCCGAAAAAGUCGAACAAAUCUGGCAGGAACUGAUUCGGCUUGGCCUGUCCGAUGUUUGCAUCCAGCCCGCCGCGUCUCUUCAGUAUGUGCCACGGACCAUGGAGUGCGAGGAAGCAUUGCAAAAGCAUCCCGCCGGUCGUGUGUUAACGUUUGGCAAGGAAAAAUUGGCCGAAGUCCAAACCUUGGCGGCGUAUUUUCGUGGAGAUAACCCGAAGCUCAUGAGCACUGUACCGUAG
Seminavis robusta is the source of this 855-nucleotide messenger RNA. The record is from the annotation of a GenBank genome assembly. NCBI's taxonomy places the organism in Eukaryota, Bacillariophyta, Bacillariophyceae, Naviculales, Naviculaceae.